Messenger RNA from Micropterus salmoides (largemouth bass), 2077 nucleotides. RefSeq names its product aryl hydrocarbon receptor interacting protein (gene aip). Gene Ontology annotation, molecular function: protein binding; peptidyl-prolyl cis-trans isomerase activity. Lineage: Eukaryota; Metazoa; Chordata; Actinopteri; Centrarchiformes; Centrarchidae. The transcript is spliced from 7 exons. The coding region runs from base 57 to 1076 and encodes 339 amino acids. The record is from RefSeq and is a predicted model, not a curated record.
AAACGACUGGCUUCGGCAAAACUCGUCUUCUGUCGUGAAUUGAGACUCGGUCAAGGAUGGAGGAAGCGGCACGCAAGCUUCUCGAAGAAGGAAUAAUAAAAAAACUGAUCAGUCCUGGUAAAGGAGAGCUGUCGACCUUUCCCAAUGGAACCAAGGUGGUUUUCCACUACCGCACCAGCCUAUGUGAUGGCAAAGUGCUGGAUGACUCCAGGACCAUGGGGGGCCGCAGCAAACCCAUGGAGCUCAUCUUGGGCAAGAAGUUUAAACUAGCUGUCUGGGAGAGAGUGAUCAUCACCAUGAGACAAGGCGAAAUUUCAGAAUUUACCUGUGACACUAAGCACACAGCACUGUACCCGCUUGUGUCCCAGUCCCUGAGAAACAUCAGUGCUGGUAAGGACCCCCUGGAAGGCCAGAGGCACUGCUGCGGCAUAGCCCAGAUCCACUCCCACCACUCUCUAGGGCACAAGGACCUGGAUGAGCUUCAGGCCAGACCACAGCCUCUUGUCUUCAGCAUCGAGCUGCUGGAGGUUCUGACUCCAGGAUCGUUCCAGCUUGAUGUGUGGGCUAUGACAGACGAAGAGAAACUAGAGUUUGUGCCUCAGAUCCACGAGGAGGGCAACAUGCUGUUCAAACAGGGUCGAAUUAAGGAAGCCACAGAGAAGUACUACAAUGGCAUUGCCUGCCUGAAAAAUCUACAAAUGAAGGAGCAUCCUGGAGAUGAAGCAUGGGUAAAGCUCGACCAAAUGAUCACACCGCUGCUCCUCAACUACUGCCAGUGCCUGCUACGCCAGGGCCAGUACUACGAAGUCAUCGAACACUGCACAUCACUGGUCUUCAAAUAUGAGGACAAUGUGAAGGCCUUCUACAAGCGGGCCAAGGCCCACGCUGCAGUGUGGAAUGAGGCAGAGGCGCGGGCAGACUUUGCUAAGGUGUUGGAGCUGGACCCCUCUCUGGAGCAGUCAAUUGCAAAGGAGCUGAGGGCCAUGGAGGAGAGGAUCCGCAACAAAGACAAGGAGGAAAAGAAUCGCUACAAAGGCCUUUUCAACACACCACCAGCCACUGCUACUACGGGUUGAAUCUCACGAGAUUGGGUUGGAACUGGUAGGGGACGCCUGUGAAUUUCAAGAUGGAGGAGAAACCGUAGACACUGAUGGUGUUUCAGUUUUAAUCCGUGCACCCAAACCAAACACUCUGCCCUUCAUGGUACACACAGAAACAUUCUCACAUGCUUGUCAGGUCAAAUACACACCAAGGUGUGUUUUUAUUUUUAUUUUAUUUCCUGCCUUGUUCCUUUAAACUCCCUCUCUCUAAAUGUAAUUUCUUUGAUUUAGAACGUGCUGACAUUUUGAGCUCAACUUGAAUGAAAGUCCAAGAUCCCAUAGAAACCAUGUCGUGGUCUCUGAAUUCCAUUUUCUUACUUGCUGUUGUGGUUUCAUAAAUAACUUCCACGCAGUAAUGGGCUGCGGAUUUAAUGAUGAAUUUAUCUGCUGUUAGGGGGGAAAGCCAUUACAUUGCAGUUUAUAUAGCAAACACCAUUAAUCACAGUAUUAGAAACAAAUAGCUUAAGCAUUUUAUGUUGUCUUGCUUUCUCUGAAAUAUGAGCAGAGCUGUUGAGAAAUCCUAAAAUUACUUGUAAUCGUAGCCCAACAAGGAGGAAUUUCAAAGGAUUCCUGACAGAAGUGUUCUCCAUUCAGAAAAGCUUUUUUUGUUGUUGUUGCACAAGGCACUUGUCCCGCCAUACCCCCUUUUUAUCUUGGUCACACCAGAAGCACUGGAAUAAGCAGGAGACAGUUAUCUCCAGGUAGAUGCGACUGGGAAACUGACCAGUGUGUGACAAUGUAACACACAGACUUGUGUUAUCUUUGCUUCCUCUUAUUUACUUAUUUCAUUAUGUAAGAAAAUACUACCAUUAUGUUGUUUUUGUCCACACGCAUCGCUCAGUAUCUCCUUCACUUACUUAGAAAGAGCUACUUGUUACUCUUCAUUGUGAAGCAGCAGGUCGGUAGCCAACCUGUCUGAAUUGAGAUGAUAUUGAGGUUGUGAUUAUGUAACUGAAAAUAAAUGUGUUUUUGCCCAG